This is a messenger RNA of Drosophila sulfurigaster albostrigata, 598 nucleotides long. RefSeq lists its product as uncharacterized. The coding region runs from base 137 to 517 and encodes 126 amino acids. The record is from RefSeq and is a predicted model, not a curated record. Lineage: Eukaryota; Metazoa; Arthropoda; Insecta; Diptera; Drosophilidae. The transcript has a single exon.
UGAGUCUUAACAAAGAAUUCAUAAUCCAUGAGAUACAUUUCAGGAACGACGCGUUGACUUUGUGGGCAGCAACUACACUUUUAAUCCGGCUUACUUUACGAGUUUUUCUAUCACAAUUGUGAAUAAAUCCAUAAGCAUGGACAUGGUAUUGCUGAAGCCCAUUCUGCGUGGCUUCAAGGUGCACAUCGACUAUCAGCUGCGCAUGGCCAAUGCCAAGAGCUAUCAGUCGAUCUUUAGUCGCCACGUCGAUGUCUGUGCCAUGGUCAGUACUGUGAAGGAUGGUCUGCUCAAGAGCUGGUUCAAGAGCAUGGCCAGCCACGGCAACUUCAUGGCCAACUGUCCAGUUGAGGUGGGUCAUUACUAUCUGCACAACUGGCGCAUGGGAUCGUCGAUGAUGCAUCAGUUUCUCUACCCGGGGGAGUAUCGCAGUCGCGUCAACUUCUUCUAUGGCAAAUAUAAGACCAAGACCGAAGACCGUGUGCUCUCUAUUGUAAUGGAAUCGCUUAUAUCAAACUGAGACAGCAGGUGAAGAAUAAUAACAACUUCUUCUGCUUCACCUUUUGUAAACUUAAUAAAGGUUCAUAUCAGCGAACGGCUC